Messenger RNA from Acanthamoeba castellanii str. Neff, 1086 nucleotides. RefSeq names its product arrestin (or santigen), c-terminal domain containing protein. The transcript has 10 exons. The record is from RefSeq and is a predicted model, not a curated record. The coding region runs from base 1 to 1086 and encodes 361 amino acids. NCBI's taxonomy places the organism in Eukaryota, Discosea, Longamoebia, Acanthamoebidae.
AUGCACAGUGCCAUGGACGAGGCAGCAGUGGCAGAGCAAGAAUACCAGGCCAAGUUCCAUCGGGUGUUCAAGCACAUGAUCGACCGGCUCGGGCAGCCCCUGGUCACGGCCGAGGCCACCCUCAACCGGGUGCACGCCGACAUGGGCACCUGCCCUCCGCCCACCCCCAGCCCCUCCCUCCAGCCCCGCACCGAGCAGGGCCAGCUCAUCUACCAGACGCUGUCGCAGGCCGAGCAGGUGCACCAGAGUCUCCUCCUCCUCGAGCAGGUGCUCCUGCAGAGGAAGGAGGCGCGCAUGGGAGCGGUGCCGGCGGGCACGGGGACCAGCGGCGGCAGUGCGUUCGCGGGGUGGGCGGCUCCGUCCCUCGGGGAGGCUGAAUGGGGGUCGGGCAGCGACGACCAGCAGGAGCCCAUCCCGGCCUACGAAGUGGAGGAGGCGGAGAAGAAGGCGCCCGUGGCCGAGUACAACUUCCGGGAGAUGGACAGCCUCUCCGUUCCCUACACUCAGAUGGGCCUCAUGACGACGGUGCCGGACCAAAAGGGGCUGGCGAAGAAGGCCCAGCAGCAGCAGGGCGAGGCGGUGGUCAAGAAGGACGUCAUCGGCGGGCUCGAGACCGAUUGGGACGCGCCCUGCCGCGCCAAGAUGCAGAAGAUCCCCUGGAACUGCAAGGUUCCCAUCACCCUGACCGUGAAUAUCCCUCGGAAGCGGUACUUUGCGGGGGACAAGAUGGAGCUGCACGUCGAGAUUCACAACAUGACCGAAAAGAAGAUCAAGCAGCUCACCUGCACCCUCAUCAAGAAGAGCACCUCCUACGUCCUCUCCCAGGGCCUGCGCAACGUCAACUCCAAAAAAGACGAGGAGGUCAUCAACCUGGAGGUGUCGCCGCUGGGGUUCCCGGUGAAGGGCCGGUUUCGGUACCAGAACCGGGUGUUCUUCAAGCUGCCCUUCACCCUGGCCCCGACCGUCAGCGACGGGCAGUCGUCGUUCGAGGUCGUCUACUACCUCAAGGUGAGGACGGGGACGGCGCGCAAGAACGGUCCCUUCGUGGUGCUGGGUCCGCUCAAGAUCGAGCAGCGGCGCAUUUGA